This is a messenger RNA of Mya arenaria, 2017 nucleotides long. RefSeq names its product 2'-5'-oligoadenylate synthase 3-like. The coding region runs from base 1 to 957 and encodes 318 amino acids. NCBI's taxonomy places the organism in Eukaryota, Metazoa, Mollusca, Bivalvia, Myida, Myidae. Gene Ontology annotation, biological process: regulation of ribonuclease activity. The transcript has 6 exons. Gene Ontology annotation, molecular function: 2'-5'-oligoadenylate synthetase activity; double-stranded RNA binding. Gene Ontology annotation, cellular component: nucleoplasm; membrane; cytosol. The record is from RefSeq and is a predicted model, not a curated record.
AUGGCCCAGUUUUCAACCUUGUCCCUUGAAAUCACGGGUUUGUAUUCGGUAACAGACCUGGAUGGUAUUAUUUCUUCGGAGAUCCAGCCGGAUAGCUCAUUUCUGGCAGGGACCAGCAAGUCAGUUGACCAUCUUGUGACUUUACUCCAACAUAACGUACCUGCUCGACUUCGGCCGUCUCGAGUUAUUAAGGGAGGUUCGCUCGGCAAAGGAACGGCUGUAAAAGGCAAAUCAGAUAUUGACAUAACCCUGAUGGUGUCAGAAUACUCUAACGUACGCGAUCUUGUACAAGACAUGCCUCGUAUUCUUAGUGAACUAGAAGAGUCAUUGCAACAUGUCCCCGGAAUAUCAGUGGAUGGUAAAUCAAGGCAUGCCGUGCAGAUAUCGUUAGGCGGGUCGUCGGUGGAUAUUUUGCCUGCUGUUGAUGUUACAAGAACAGUCAUUUUGAACGAAGUAUAUCAGAAAAUGAUCGGACCGGAUGCGUACAUAAAGGAUUUUUAUUCGGCGUCAUUGGCCCCAUUACAAACUGAACUUGUCCGGGAUCUUCCAACAAAAGUGAAAAGUCUAAUCCGUCUCAUUAAAUACUGGAACAAGGAGAAAGUGAAGCCAACGAUACUGAGCGGAUGUCCAACGUCUUAUGUCUAUGAAGUUAUCAUAAUGGACAGAUGGGUGAAAGCUGGAAGACCUUAUUCGUUUGACAUGACGCGGGCGGCACACGACGUUCUGACCUCUCUUAAAAACAAUAGAGACUUCAAAGUAUUGACUACAGAGCUAGCGAAAUACGACAGAAGUAUAGCACAAAUAGGGCACAGCACCUAUAUAAUGGAUCCAUGUAACCCAACCAACGAUCUAUACAACAGUCGUAACUGGAACUGGGAUGGAGUUGCGUCUGAGGCGCAACGCUGGCUUAGUCAACAAAUGUUCCAGGGGGUCAGCGGAACUGCUGGACGUUGGUAACAAGCUGCACACUGUCGGACAGAGUUUACGUCAUUGUUUUAGAAGCCCUGUGAAUUACUCAGUUAUUACAACAAUCUUACAUUUAAUUACAUGCAGUUUAGUGCUCAAAAGUAGUUAAAAAUGUACAGCUGGAGUGCUUAAUUGAUUAGACAGACACUAAGUCUUAGAAUUGAUUUUUGUAAACAUUAAAUAAGCAUUAACACGUUUGUGAAACAAAUCAUUAUCUCUGAUUAUCGUUAUGCUAUAUAAGGCUUUUUAUGAUUAACUUUUAUUUUCAGUAUUAUUGUUGUUUUUUAUAUAUUUUUUUUAAAUAUAUUUUGCACACAAUAUAUUUCGAAUAUGGCGAGAAUAUGCUAUUUUUGCGCUAUUUAGCCAUCGACCAUAUUUCACAUGCAUGUGUAAAUUGUGAAGAGUGUCCGUACCUGAAUGCUGUGAUAGGCAUCCAUCCAAGUACAAAUGCGAUGGUUUUAUAAAACAUUAUUGUUGCUCGUACAAGCCUGUGUAGCCAAUGGUAUAAAACUGGUCAAGUUUUUGGUUUGGAGGUUAAAGUUAGCCAAGAUAUUUAUUGAUUGGUCAAUAUUGAUCUAUCUAAAAAAUAUUAAUAACCAAUGAGAUCAUAUAAAUGUGCAUACUAGCCUAGAUAACAUGUGGAAAACGUAUUAUAAUAGUGUUAUGCGAUUGACUGCAGUUGUUUGUCCAGUAGACAUUCAAAACGCUUCAGAAAAAUAAUGUUACGUAUCGAUAUAUUCUUCGAUUCAUUUUUAUCAAUUUCGAUUCAUUUCAAACUCUAACCCGCACUUUUUAUCGGCUCUUAUUUCCUGGUAAAAGGCCGGAGAGUUUCUGACAUCGAGGCCGUCUGUUUUAAGCAGUACACAUGACCGAUGCAUUCAUUUACGAUAACGGCUCAAUUAAGAGUUUGAUCAUUAUUUAAUAGUUUUGAUUUGAGAAUAAACUGAAAUGAAAUGAACGAAGUAUAAUUGUUUUGGGCGAAACUAUUCAAUAGUUUUGAUUUUACUUUUAUUUAUAAAUUGUGUACGAUGAUUUAUCUAAUGAACUGUUC